Molecule: messenger RNA, 2128 nt
Organism: Amoebophrya sp. A25
Lineage: Eukaryota; Dinophyceae; Syndiniales; Amoebophryaceae
Source: the annotation of a GenBank genome assembly
CAACAGUGGACACGAAUACGACGUUAGCUUUGAAAAAGUCGAGAAGAAAAUAGAACUACACGAAUAUUCUGCCAUGCGGGAGUCGUUUCACAAGAACGACGAAUUGACAGAGUUCUUCGAGGACAACCCCGACGCCCGGGAGGCGGCGCGCUUGCUGAAGUGGCAGGCGCGCACACACAAGUGCGGGCGCCUGCCCGGUGUAUAUUUCGAGCAGGUAAUACGAUAUACCUCUGAGGAAAUAGCCUUUGGCACUUCGGCAAGAAGGAUAUACGAGUGCGCUGUGCGUCUGUUGCAGUCCGGAUAUAAAGUCGAGCAAUUACUGGUGGAAAUGCUCAAACCUGGAGAAGCGCGCAUCCUGAAACGGACACGAAAAGAUUUCAUGAAGGUUCACGAGACAUUCCUUAAUGUCGGAGAAGACAUGCUUAAAUUUGCAGAGGUCCCGCCUGCGCCAGAAGAACCUGGCAACGAAAAUGCGGAUCCGCAAAACAGUCGGAUGAACGGGCAGCAGGCCACUGGAACGAAAAUUCAGACGGGAGUUGGAAGUGGGGCUGUGCCUGCGACAAAUAAAGGCGCCAAUCCGAAUAUAGCUGCUGCUGAGGCUACUGAUUGCGCCUCUUCAGAGGGAGGAACUUUUUUCACGACCCAGAAAUUUCUGAAGAGGAUGUCGCUCAAGCGCCAGCAAAUACCGACGGUGAUUCGCGGCUUGAAGGAGAUCCCGCUUCUGUCCGAUCGCGCCAAGAAGAGUACACUGCACUACUGGCUGCUCCAGAACACACACGGUUAUGAGAAUUGGAAGGAGGCUGCCAAGCCGCUGCUGGAUUCGCAGCCCGUGGGUUGCGCAAUCUUGGGAAGGGCUGACUUUCAGGGCCUUCUUCGUUGGAUCCGCAACACAAAACACGUUGGCGAGCACGACAGCGAUGCUGCGUUCAUCAAGCAGCUGCACAACGUUGCGAUGACGAUGACUGGUCUGCUCGAAGACGAGGGCGAGAGUGAUGCGAGAGCGACGGAGGAGCCGCGCCAUGAUGACACGACUUCCAGACUUCCGAAUGCCGGCGGUGGAUCCGCACGCCGCGCAGUCACGCUCCGCGCGAUCCAGAAUGGCAGUUGCAAUGCUCAAGCUCUCGCGAUAGCGUACAUUCUGCAGGCAUUCCCGUCUCUCUUGGACGAUGUUCAAUUUGUGCGUCAUGAGGCAGCGUUCUGGACUGAGACCAAAACGUCAGACGCCGCACUAGCGCAACGAGUCGUCGGCGCAAUUCAGAACGCGCAAGCUCUAGGCGAAGCCGACGAAACUAUCGAACCCUUUGGCUGGACCCGCAAUCAGUUGCUGCAUAUCGCGGUGGCAGCGGAGCGGUCGGCGAUGGUCGAGGCGCUACUGCAUUGCGGCGCAGAUCCACUGUGGCGAGACGAGAGCGGCUGGACCGCCUCGCAGUGGGCAGAGCAUGUCGCAAAGUGGGACGGGGGAUCCGAAGGGGCGAAGCUGAUUAGGGAACUCCUUCCUUCGUCAGAAACGUAGUCGCAGCAUCGAAGUGGCUUUAAGAAGCUGGGGCACCUGUGUCAACGCUUCGUUAAUGACUUGACUACCACACAACUUUUGCUGAUCAUGUUCAUGUUUUUUUUUACAAGUUAAAAAGUAUGGACUUAUUUCUGGAAACUUUCUACCUUUAUUUCCAAGUCGAUCUACAAUUUAACAAAAGCAAAAACUAAAACUGUGUCUUGUAUUCAUCAGUAUAUCGAUUCCGCAGGUCCAUUUGAUUUAUUUGAUACACGACGUGAUCCUAAAUGUACGGUAAUAUGGAGCUUAUGAUGAACACUAAUGUUCGUAUUUAGAUGUGUGGGAAACUUUGUGUGCGUAUUUAGAUGUGUGGGAAACUUUAUUUUCUUCUGCCACUAUCUUUGGUACUCGACCUCUAGAAGUAAUUUCUCUUCAUUCUAGCACUGUUCUCUCCGCUUCAAAGCUUAUUUUCUUCUGCCACCCAAGGUAAUACUUUUCCCUUACCAGCAGUUGACUCUCAGAAUGACUUACACACACACAGGGGCCGCAAAAAGAUCUCGUUUAUUCUGUACCGUGAACAAUGAUAGUUGAAAAAUUCUCAUUUUGUAACUAGCAGUGGCGCUCCUCUGUUCUUUG